AUGGACAUUUUCUCCAAAGCCCCGUUUGUCUGCAAGGGCAGCUUGGCUUCUUCCCAGCCAGAAGAGGCAGAUGUGUUUUUGAGAGCUCCUUUUACCAAGAAGAAAAGUUUGGAGGAGCUAACAGUUGCCCAGAGCACCUCCCAGGAGUUGCCUACACAGGUUAGUGUCCUCAACCAGACAGGUGAUGUCCUGACCGGGGCCACCCCUCUGCUCUCGAGCCUUGAUAGAGCAGUGUAUACCGCUGUGCGAGUUCAGUAUGCUGGGGCUGCUUUCGUCCAGCAACCUCAUCUCCCUUCCCACUCUGUAAAAACAGCAGACCAUCUCAACAGCAUCUCUCCCAGGGGACCCUCCCUGGAACCUGGGGGCCAUCCUAACGACAAAAACAAAGGACCGAAAGAGGCGGUGUCAGGUCCUGUGGCUGGCAAACCAUUUCUCCCCACAUCUUUAUCCAAAUAUUCCCGUCACUAUAGCCCAGAAGACGAGCCAAGUCCAGACACCCAGCCCGUCGCUGCCUACAAGAUUGUCUCACAAACCAACAUACAAUCGAUAGCUGGCUCAGUAUCCAUCACACCUCUUUCCUCCAGGACUACAGAGCUGCCAGCUGCUGACCCUUUUUCUUUAGCACCCUUUCCUUCAAAAUCCAGCAAGCAGAAACCAUAG
Molecule: messenger RNA, 660 nt
Organism: Chrysochloris asiatica (Cape golden mole)
Lineage: Eukaryota; Metazoa; Chordata; Mammalia; Afrosoricida; Chrysochloridae
Exons: 1
Coding region: 1-660 (219 amino acids)
Source: RefSeq, a predicted model, not a curated record